Mauremys reevesii (Reeves's turtle) is the source of this 976-nucleotide messenger RNA. Its product is annotated as immunoglobulin superfamily member 1-like. The transcript has 7 exons. The coding region runs from base 36 to 878 and encodes 280 amino acids. The record is from RefSeq and is a predicted model, not a curated record. Lineage: Eukaryota; Metazoa; Chordata; Testudines; Geoemydidae.
UGCACAAGGCUGGAGACCUGAACCCGCAGCGACACAUGGACCCUGCUGGGGCCGGGGCCGAGUUCCGCAUCCCCAGCGUGGGCCGGCAGCACGGAGGGAGCUACAGCUGCAGCUACCAGCCCUGGUCAGAGCCCUUCAUCUCCUCGCAGCCCAGCGACAGCGUGCAGCUGGUGGUAGCAGAGCUCAGCUACCCCAAACCCAGCAUCUCCCUGAGCCCCAGCGGGGGGGUCUCCCUGGGGGCAGCCAUGACUGUCCGGUGUCGGGGGCAGCACCGGGGCAUGCGGUUCGUGCUGAAUAAAGAGGGACGUCAUUUCCCACCUGUGGAUUCGGACGGGUUUGAGGCCGAGUUUUCCAGUAGCAACGUUCAUCGGGAUCUUGGCGGGAGCUACAGCUGCUCCUAUCACAGCAGAUUGGAGCCAUUCACUGUGUCAUAUCCCAGCGACCCCAUGGAGCUGGUAGUGAGAGGCAGAUCGGAAUCGCCGGCACCUCUGGGGCUGACCAGCCCCAUCAUCGCUGGGGCGAGCGCAGCAGCCGCCGGCCUCCUCCUGCUUCUCCUCCUCGUGGCCUUCGUCCGCUUCAGAAAAACCCGAGUCAGAAAACGAGACGCACCAAGUCCGAGCAGCACCAUCCCCUUGGGGGUGUUGAAGGCCCCAGCUCAGGAAGACCCCAUCUAUGCCUCCAUCGAUGAAUGGAAACAGCCACAGGCCCUGGAGCCCAGCCCUGGCACCAACAGACUCAUCUACGCCGAGCUGGACCGCCAGGCACUGCAGGCCGAGCCGGGGGACCUGGUAUCUGGUCUGAGCUGCUGCACAUCGCAGGCCACAGAGCCUCACCCACCCACUCCUGUAGCAGACCCCAGCCUCUGGCUGAGUCACUGACAGCCUCAAAUCAUGGGUUAGAAACUUCAAGUUACAGAGAAUCCACCACUGACACUAGUUUAAACCUGCCAGUGCCCCGCGUCCCAGGCUGCAGACAA